Messenger RNA from Papaver somniferum (opium poppy), 1944 nucleotides. RefSeq names its product pre-mRNA-splicing factor CWC22 homolog. Lineage: Eukaryota; Viridiplantae; Streptophyta; Magnoliopsida; Ranunculales; Papaveraceae. The transcript has a single exon. Gene Ontology annotation, cellular component: nucleus. The coding region runs from base 307 to 1569 and encodes 420 amino acids. Gene Ontology annotation, biological process: regulation of DNA-templated transcription. The record is from RefSeq and is a predicted model, not a curated record.
AUCCAUACACCCUAGCAGUGUAUAACCAACUCUCCCGGUUCAAAAAACAGUGUUCAAAUUGUAAAAGCGGGGUAGUUUAGGAAUAACGCGUCUUCACCGUUUCUCCUCUGUGGACAAGUGUCCAUCCCGUCUCAUAAAACGAGACACUUCCUCUUUUAUAUUCUCCAGUCCGGAGGAAAAGUAUCUCAAAUCUCAGUAUUCUUCCAGAGACUCUCAAUAUUCUCAAACCCUAGAAUUCUUUUCAGUUAGAAAAUUCUACUCCGUCUCCUCUUACAAUUCUUUUCAGUUCAAACCUUCUUAAUUUCAAUGGAUGUUCGAAAGUCACCUAGAUUGCCAAAGAAUUCAUCUACUGCUUCACCUUUUUCUUCUACUGGCCUGAAACUCAAACCCACUUCUACUGCUUCACCUUCUUCUUCUUCUUCUUCUUCUUCUUCUUCUUCACCUUCUUCUACUCCUAAUCACAACAAACAGACCAACAAACUCAUAUCCACUUCUUUUAUUCCUCCAAAACUCAAAUCAACUCCUGUUUCUACUACUACUACUGAGAAAUCACAUGCGGUUGAAGCAGAAAAACCUAAGAAGAAGAACAAUGGUGGUAGAGUUUGGAAGGAUAAAGAUGAGAUUCUUCUUCUCACAGCUAUUGCGGAUUAUGUUAAAAUAGGUGAAAACCCUAAUUCUGUAGCUUUUUGUGAAUUUAUUCAGCCUAAAUUUAGUGUGGAUGUUGAUUUUGGACAAAUCAGGUCUAAAAUUAGACACACUAAAGAUACAUAUCUAGAAAAAGAAAAGGAAGAGAAGAAGGGGAUUGUGUUGAAAUUUAAAACACCCCAUCACAAAGAAUGUUAUGAAUUGUCAAAACCGAUAUGGGGGAGUGGUGGUGAAGGCAGUGAAACAGCUGGGGUUGAGAAUGAAGAUGAUGCAGAAAUCCGAAAGAGUAAGAGAGGUAAGAAGAUGAAAGCUGGUUCUAUGAUUCAAACAAAGGAUGGUAAUGCUACCGGUGCUAAUGAGCAACUAGAAGAGGUGGAUGCUGUUGUUGAGAAAGCAGCAACAGUUGAGAAACGACAACACCGUAAAGAUGGUGCCGAAGGUAGUGAAGCAGCUGAUCAGGCGAACAAGAAGAAACAAGGGAAAAAAGUUGGUGAUAAGAAACAUGGAAAAGCUGGUGCUGGUGAUGUUGAAGCAAAAGCUGAUGGACAAGAAGAAGGAAAAAAGAAGAAGAGGACAGAAGUUGAAAAAGAAAGAAGCAAGAAGAAGAAGAAGAAGAGGACAGAAGUUGGCAAUGCUGAUAAUGUAUUGGAGAAGUUGAAACCAACAGCUGAUAAGCAGCAAGAGUGUUUGUGUCAAUUGAUGACUCAUCAAUGUAAAGAACAAUUAACCAAGGCACCGUUUGAUUUGGAAAGUUCUCUAAAUGAGAAAAUUCUCCAAUCGAUUGAACCAUCAAAGGUGAUGGCAUAUCAGCAGAAGUGGAAAGAGAUGCGGAUCGCAGAGAUGGAACUGUUCUUGAAAAAGAAUGAUUUGGUCCGUGAAGGGUCAUUGCUGGUUUUGGAGGCACUGAAGGCGCCACCUUCGUAAGGUUUUGUUGACAUACUUGUUUAUAAGAUGGUUUUUGCGUUCUCAAUAGCAUAAGCUGGUACAGAAGAUUUGCAGGAUCUUAGGUUAAAUGUUGCUAUUAGGAGUGUGGAAUUUAACUUUUUGCCACCUAAAUUAUCUGUACAUGAUAAUGGUGAACGGGCAAAGUUGACUUACUAGGUUGUAAGCUGGUUUUGUCUUUUUUAUGGUAGAAGUGGGUAGGUGGUUAGGAUGUUUUGUCUAGGGUUCUAGAAUUAUGUUGCUAUAAGAGUAGGCUUUUUAAUUUCUGUCACUUGAAGAUCUGUAAUCGAUCAUUUUGUAUCUAUAUAUUUUUAUUUCUCUUAUCAUAUCGACUAAAUGUGGUGUUACAUUAUUGGU